Molecule: messenger RNA, 1519 nt
Organism: Aedes albopictus (Asian tiger mosquito)
Lineage: Eukaryota; Metazoa; Arthropoda; Insecta; Diptera; Culicidae
Product: zinc finger protein 84
Exons: 2
Coding region: 69-1391 (440 amino acids)
Source: RefSeq, a predicted model, not a curated record
CAGCGACGCGUUUUUUAGCCGGUGGUCUGCGGUAGUUAUUCCGAAUUUCCCGUUGCAAUUCCUCCCGAAUGAUGGAUCCUAGCAACGGAAACACUCUGGAGGUACCUCAUUCAGAUCCGACAGCGUACUGCCGAUUAUGCCUUUCGUUGACCAGUUACCGGGUGUUGACCAGCAGUCAAUCCGAGCUGGUGCCGGUUAUUUGGAAGCAGCUGCGCGUUCAGCUGGACGAGCUGGAGGGUGACUUUCCGUGUGCCGUUUGUGCGGUAUGUGUGGAAAAACUGGAAGAGUUGGCGGAAUCCAAUAGGGAUGGUUUGCUGGAGGAAUGGCAUGAUGCGGGACUGCUGGAGUAUAGGGAGAGUUGCCAAUCGGUUGAUACGGUGGUAAGAAGUAGCCGACUAGUGGAGGGAAACCCGGGAGAUAAUAACUUGGAAGCUGGAGAAACUGUGGUACUGCCUUUUCAACGGUUAAACGAUGGGCGAUACCGUUGCAAUGAGUGUCCCCAUGUAGUGUUUGCCGAGAUAUCUGCUUGUAUUGGUCAUUACCACGAGAAUCAUCAGAAUUCGAGCAUGACGCAAUUUUCAGUCAAAAAGUUUAGCUGUUCGCAAUGCACGGAUGAGUUUGGAACCGCUGAGGAACUGAGUGCACAUCAGAAAACACAUUUGGCGCCAAAACCAAGCAAACGAGUCUAUGGGGAGGCAACAUCCAGUACCACGCCGCCUUCGAUGGUCAACGGUAACGGCAACAAAAUGCCUUCUUUGAAGUGCAUCAACUGCACCGAGAUCUUCGAAGAUGUGGAUGAGUUGAUAAGCCACAGGGUAACGGCCCACGCUCUUGUUUUAUCGAAGAAAACUGUUCUACCAAAGAGUAAACCAAUCACCAGGAAGAAUUUCAUUAUCAGUCCCGCCAGCACCACGUGCAAGGCAUGCCAGAUUAAGUACGCCGACAAAAGGGCACUGUACAUGCACAUCAACACGGUCCAUGCGCAGAAUCUCUGCUACGUUUGCGAUCGUUCGUUUCCCUCCGCGUCUAAACUGGUCAAACAUCAGUCCUUCCAUCGGAACCUGAGCGAGAUAGUUAAUCCGUUCCUGCAAGGGAAGCACUCCUACCACUGCAAAGUGUGCUUCGAGAAGUUCCGAACGGAAGCCGACAUUCGGUUGCACUUCGAGACGAAGCAUGCAAAUGACAGCGGAACGGAACGCAGCCCCAUAGCCUUUGGAAAUGGAACAAUUGGCAACGCGCCCAGCUCCCUCAGCCUGGCCUCAGGAUUACGUAUCACAUGCACGCAGUGCCUAACCGCUUUCAGCAGCGAAGCGCUGUUGGAACGACACCAGCAACAGGAAUGUGGCGUAACCUACACUAUGGCGCAAAGCGACGUAGUGGAAAUCGACUGACACGGAGAAGUAUUCUGAGUAAGACCUGUGAGAUAAAUGUAAGAAUCUAUGGUUAGGAGUCAGGAGAAGUCAUUAAAUGUUUCACUCACGUAUGUAACAUAUUUUGUAAUAAAGACUCAUUACAUCAA